AUGUGUUUGGACUGCCGCAAGUUCGGGAUCAUCGAAGUCCCCAGAAUCGCCAUAAGUGCUCGAUUCUUCAUGGACGGCAGUGUUGAAGUCAACCACGGCGCCAGCACGGUUGAAAUUGCCUGGAAAUCUAUCGACGAGUUCAUCCGUUUCCAUACCAUCAUGAUGGUUGGCAGGUCGAACCCUCUUGCAUCUUCAAUUGCACAGAAUACAUGGGCAGCCAAGCUCGAUGAGUUCGAAUACCGGUACAACGAAGUCGAAAAGGUUAUUUCAAGGCACAUAAGGCAGUUUAAGAUGCCACGGCAUCGUCACGGCUACCCGAAACUGAUUAUGGAUAAGGCAGCAGCAGAAAGAGAAGCAGCAGCUGAAAGUGAUCCAUUUCGGUUCUGUUUCCGUAUAGAAGAAGGCCUGGUAUUCAGUAGCAGUGCUCUGCCGCUGGGGCAGUCUAUAUUUGACGAAAAAGAGCCAGAAGUUGUUCCUUUGAAGCCUAGUAUUGAGAGAACUGAAGAGCCUCCAAGGAAGAUAUACGGUCUUCCUGAGCCCAGACUGAACGGCAAACUAAGCAAGAACCGAAAACGAAAACUAGCAAAAACAAAAAGAGAAGCGUUUCCUUUAUAA
This is a messenger RNA of Candidozyma haemuli, 615 nucleotides long. RefSeq lists its product as uncharacterized. The record is from RefSeq and is a predicted model, not a curated record. The coding region runs from base 1 to 615 and encodes 204 amino acids. The transcript has a single exon. Lineage: Eukaryota; Fungi; Ascomycota; Pichiomycetes; Serinales; Metschnikowiaceae.